UUAGCAACAACAUUGGAGUUGCACCUUUUCCCACCUUACUAUCAUUUGUUGUUGCCCAAAAUUAAAGUUGCAAGAAUUUUAGCAACAAUUCUUGAAAAAAGACUAAAUAAAUAUCAUCAUGGAGAAGAAGAUGAUGAUUGCUCAUCUUCUCCAAGCUCUUGAGGCUAAACCCUUGUUGAUCUUCUUCAUUAUCUCUUUACUUUUCUUGUUUGUUCUAUCAAGAUUUCGACGUAAACCCUAUCCUCCUGGGCCGAGAGGGUGGCCCGUUAUUGGCAACAUGGGAAUGAUUGACCAAUUGACCCACCGGGGAUUGGCCAACUUGGCCAAACAAUACGGUGGCAUUCUCCACCUCGGCAUUGGCUCCCUCCACAUGGUGGCGGUGUCGAAGCCCGAUGUGGCCCGAGAGGUACUACAACUCCAAGACAACAUAUUCUCCAACCGGCCCGCAACUGUCGCUAUACGUUACUUAACCUAUGAUCGGGCCGACAUGGCUUUCGCCCAUUACGGGCCCUUCUGGCGCCAAAUGCGCAAGCUAUGCGUCAUGAAGCUCUUUAGCCGUAAACGGGCUGAGUCCUGGGACUCGGUCAGGGACGAGGUGGACGACAUGGUCAGGACCGUGGCUAUGAGCACUGGCACGGCUGUGAACAUCGGGGAGCUGGUGUUCGGGCUGACGAGGAACAUAAUUUACCGGGCUGCGUUUGGGUCGAGCUCCCAUGAGGGCCAAGAUGAUUUCAUCAAGAUUUUGCAGGAGUUCUCGAAGCUGUUUGGAGCAUUUAACAUUGCGGACUUCAUUCCAUGGUUGGGGUGGAUGGAUCCUCAGGGGCUGAACAGCAGGCUGGCCAAAGCCCGGGCUUCGCUUGAUGGAUUUAUAGACAGCAUUAUUGAUGAUCACAUGCAGAGAAGAAAGCCCGAAGUUGGAUCCGGUGAGGCCCGAGAUACUGACAUGGUGGAUGAGUUGUUGGCUUUUUACAGUGAUGACGAUGAGGCUAAGGUUUCGGAGGCUGAGGAUUUGCAGAGUUCCAUCAAACUCACGAGGGACAACAUUAAAGCCAUCAUCAUGGACGUAAUGUUUGGCGGGACGGAAACGGUGGCGUCGGCAAUAGAGUGGGCCAUGGCGGAGCUAAUGAGAAGCCCAGAAGACCUCAAGAAGGUCCAACAAGAGCUCGCCAACGUAGUCGGCCCGACCCGCAAAGUUGAAGAGCCCGACUUCGACAAGCUCACCUACCUCCGCUGCUGCCUCAAAGAGGUCCUCCGUCUCCACCCCCCCAUCCCCCUCCUCCUCCACGAGACCGCCGCCGACGCCGUCGUCUCCGGCUACCACAUCCCCGCUAAAUCCCGCGUCAUCAUCAACGCGUGGGCCAUCGGCCGCGACCAGACCUCGUGGGAGGACGCCGACUCCUUCAGACCGGCGCGGUUUCUCGGGGAGGGAGCGCCGGAUUUCAAGGGGAGCAACUUCGAGUUCAUUCCUUUCGGCUCGGGCCGGCGGUCGUGUCCCGGGAUGCAGCUGGGACUGUACGCGCUGGAAGUGGCGGUGGCUCAUCUCCUCCAUUGUUUUACGUGGGAGUUGCCUGAUGGGAUGAAGCCUAGCGAGCUGGAUAUGGGUGAUGUGUUUGGACUGACGGCUCCACGCGCCACCAGGCUGACGGCGGUGCCGAGCCCGCGGCUGCUCUGCCGGCUUUACUGAGCAGGAGGAGGGUCACCUGCAUGGUUGUGGCCAGGAAUGAAACCACUAUAUGUAUUUUCUUUUUCUUUUUUAUUCCUUUUUUUUUAUUAUUAUUAUUUGGAUUUUUCAUAUAUGUUUUUUUUUUCCUUUUUAGGGGAAUGUAUAUGGAUAUAUAUAUAUACAUAUAUAUAUAUGUUAUUAGGUGAAAAGAAACAAGAAAUAAUCGAGUUGGACAAAAGAUGGGAUUUGUAUGUAUAUGUUGAUAUGGGAAAUUUAUUGCAUUUUAAAAAAUAA
This is a messenger RNA of Sesamum indicum (sesame), 1957 nucleotides long. RefSeq names its product cytochrome P450 84A1. Lineage: Eukaryota; Viridiplantae; Streptophyta; Magnoliopsida; Lamiales; Pedaliaceae. The record is from RefSeq and is a predicted model, not a curated record. Gene Ontology annotation, molecular function: heme binding; iron ion binding; monooxygenase activity.